Molecule: messenger RNA, 597 nt
Organism: Fomitiporia mediterranea MF3/22
Lineage: Eukaryota; Fungi; Basidiomycota; Agaricomycetes; Hymenochaetales; Hymenochaetaceae
Exons: 2
Source: RefSeq, a predicted model, not a curated record
GGGGAGUCUCAGCAUAGGAGACUCAAACACAUGUAUGUUAGGACAAACAAGCAAGACACUGUAAAGGCAGUUUCACAACUAGAGGGUAGGACCUGUAAGAUACAUGAGAUUAAUUCUUGUAUCAGCCUUAAUGAUAGAUCUAGGGAUCCUAUCAAGUCAAGGGAUCUUGAAGUCCAUUAUAACAUGGCAGUAUCAAAAAAGGAUUCUAUCCAUCUUUAUCAGUGGCUUUCAGAUAAUGAUUCUGACCCAGCUUUACAGAAUUUCCUGCCAAGUCUUUGCAGGCACCUGCUUGAACACAUUCUCUUGAGACAGGAAGAUGAGGCCUUCACCACAGACAAGCUAUACAGCCUCCACAUAAAAAAUGACAAGCUUUUCUGUCUCAAGGUGCUACACAUUAAUUACACAACCUACAAUGUCAGGAGAGCCCAAGAUUCACUCAAUCCAUGGACACAUGCUGAUAUCAUGUUGCUAUUGGAUAACACUGAACAUCCCUACAUUUACACUCAAAUAAUCGGACUUUUUCAUGCAGAGGUCAGCUAUAUGGGUCCAGGGGCUGACCCUAACUUCCAAAACUUCAAUUGGCUCAAUUUUACUUAG